Messenger RNA from Photinus pyralis (common eastern firefly), 2455 nucleotides. RefSeq lists its product as uncharacterized. The record is from RefSeq and is a predicted model, not a curated record. The transcript is spliced from 2 exons. Lineage: Eukaryota; Metazoa; Arthropoda; Insecta; Coleoptera; Lampyridae. Gene Ontology annotation, molecular function: lipid carrier activity. Bases 29 to 2404 code for a protein of 791 amino acids. Gene Ontology annotation, biological process: lipid transport.
AUCGCGUUGGUUUAAUGAAAGCCCAAGAAUGAAUCAUGGCAAACUACUUUGGAUAUUUCUGACAGUACCAUGGCCAUAUCCAUUUGGCGAAUGUUUCUACAACUACGCUUCCGAAGAAAAAGAAUUGGUCUAUGAUUAUAGCGCGACAAUUUCCGCCACUACCAAUGUCUCCGACCGUUACGCCUCCCAAUCAUUUUUGAACGGAAAACUGCACAUCCAACGGAUGGCGAAUACACUUUUCGUGCGAUUAUCAAGUUUAACAAUGAAACUGUAUAAUGGUGCUUUGAAGGGGGAGUACGAAGAUAUUCUGGAUGAACUUCCCAUCCCCACCGAGUAUGAAGAUCUGCUCCGUAUUUUUCAAAUAGAUUACGAUGCAACGGGGCAAGUCGCGGGUAUAUCAACGGAAAUGCGAGAGUUAACACCGGCACGAAAUAUUAAAAAGGCGAUUGCCUCAAUUCUUCAAAUCGACAUCAGAAGCAAAAACGAAUCUUGCAAAUUCCAGGCGGAGGAAUUUUUAAUAUCUGGAAAAGUCACCGUAUCAUACACCGUUUCCAACUCAAGCGAUCAAAUUCUGAUACGAAAAGAAUCCCAUAUAGACGAAUGGAUCGAUGGUCACGGUGUGCACAAAAACGAGCAAAAAUACACCAUUGGAGAAGGUUUCGUGGAAAAGAUCGAAGCAACUGAGCUAAUUACAUUCUCUCCAACCUUGCUCAACGUAACACAAACGUUAACAUUGGACGGUAUCGAACCUAUCUCAGAGCGUUACCAACUUCACCAAGAGUUUUCCGAGACUACAUUAAUGCACACUGUGAACGAACUUGCGUCUUUCGGUGGUGCGAAAGAGUACCACGAUCGAGGAUUUGAAGCUACGGUUUCGUCGACUUACAAUGAAAUUAAAUCCCUCUCACUGGACAUGGACAGCAACGGUCUCGGCGCUUUGGAAGAAACGUUAAAGCGCGGAGUUUCCAUCGAAAAUAUUUUACGUUUACUUAGAAGCUUUUCCGUGGACGGACUGGCUAAAUUUUACGUGAAGCUCAAGGAGUGGUCUUUUGAUAGUAAAAACCAACUGGAGAUAUUUCACCAGCUACUCCCGUACACGGGAAAUCGAGCGUCAACUGCUUUAAUUGUACAGUUAGUGCUAACUAGGGCAACGGAUGAAGAAACCGCCGUAGAAAUGCUCAAGCAUUUACCACUUAACGUAGCGAUCCACAACGAACAAGAUUUGGAGGACUUGAGCUCGUUGCUGAACCUCGGUAGCGAAUUCGGCGAAGACCUACAGAUGACUGCCGUACUUUGCUUCUCCAACAUGAUCGCGACAAGCCCAAACAGCAGUUCGAGCUACGUCGAGGACCUGGUUGGACGAUUCCAAAGCUCCACCGACUACGACAACCAAUUGCUGUAUUUAACCGCUAUAUUAAACACGGGCAAGGCCGACAGUCGCCACUUGAUCUCUGUCAUACAAGGAGAUGGUUACGAAGUUAAAUUACGAUUGGCAGCGAUUUGGGCUGUCACAUCAGUGGAUAGUGACAAAUCUGAGAUUAACGAGAUACUUCGGUCUGUACUCACCAAUACCUCCGAACCAUACGAGAUCAGAGGAGCCGCCCACUUCGCAAUGACGCAUAGGAAUGAUACCGAAUCACUUUUCGCACAGGAAUUGUCCAAUUACUACGAGUACUCGGGUGGAAUGAAACUGAAAACCAUCACGCUAAGAUCCUUCACGUAUCUAGACUUCCAGUUCCAUUCCCAGAUGACGAGUUUGCAUCCGUAUGCUCUCACGGUUUAUGCCCACGAGGCGAUGUUUUCCGGACGCUCACUAACCAUUGCUGAUGUUCACGAAGCGAAAUUCGACCUGAUCUUCAGACAAGGUUGCCAUGUGGUGCAAAUUUCCAGCUGCAACUUGUUCAAUUUGAAAAAGAUAAAAUCGAUUUUCACCUUAACCGAUCCAAAAUCGGUACGCAUCAACUACAACGUGUACAAGCAAAGGUCUCUCGGUACCAGUUUAGGUAUCCCGGGAGCAGCGGAUCUUUUAGAGUCCGUGUUUUACCAAAAUGAGGGCAAGGUGGCGUAUACUCGGACUAACAAUGAAUAUAACAUUGUCGUCGCGAGGCAAUAUCGCAUUUCUAAAAAUUUGCAACGUGGUAUGCGAUUCUUUAACCCCAUCGCUGACAUUUGGCAAGAGGUGAAGAGUUACAACAUUAGCCGUGAUGAACUGUUGUUGGAAGCGAAGUUGGAUGUUGUUCAAGUGGGAAAGAGCGCGAACGUGUCGCUGCAAGUUCGGAUCAACGCCACUGGUUUGGCGCAUAGGAGCCUGGAGGCUGUCUAUGUCAAUGCGGGGGUUUUUUAUAGUGAAAUUUUAAGCAAAACUUGCGAAACUUGUAGAAGUUGGGUGAAUAUAGAGCAAUAACUUACGUUACUGUUUGAUUUACUAGAAACGUUAAAGCCUGUUCACAACUCA